Messenger RNA from Patiria miniata (bat star), 987 nucleotides. Its product is annotated as trissin receptor-like. Gene Ontology annotation, cellular component: membrane. The coding region runs from base 1 to 987 and encodes 328 amino acids. Gene Ontology annotation, molecular function: G protein-coupled receptor activity. NCBI's taxonomy places the organism in Eukaryota, Metazoa, Echinodermata, Asteroidea, Valvatida, Asterinidae. Gene Ontology annotation, biological process: G protein-coupled receptor signaling pathway. The transcript has a single exon. The record is from RefSeq and is a predicted model, not a curated record.
AUGGAGGAGAUUCUGUGGCUGCGUAUCUUCAAGACCAUCGUGGGUAUUGUCGGCAUCUUGGGUAACGGUCUCGUCUGUCUUGUUAUCGGUAGAGUCUCAUCGAUGCAGACUCGCACCAACGCCUUCAUCUUCCACCAAGCUGUGGUGGAUCUUCUUGGUUCAUUUAUGACUCUUUUGCAGAGUGAGGCCCCGCUACCCGACCCCGUGCCAAACAACGCCUUUGGGUGGGUAGUGUGCCACGUUUGGUACUCCAACUUCGUACUUUUUCUUCUGUUCAUCAUAUCAACGUACAAUCUGUUGUCGUUGACUAUGGAGCGGUACUUCGCCAUUAUUCACCCGUUCAAGUACCAAGCAGCCUUCGCCAAGCGCCCAAGACUGAAAGUUAGCGUGAUCAUUGCGGCGUGUUGGAUCACCGCGAUAAUCCUCAAAUCCUACAACCUCACCAUCUUCAAGAUGCAAGACGGAAGGUGCGUCUCGAAUGCCGAGAAUCGGUCCAAAAUCAUCGGGGGCCUGACGGCCGUUCUGCAGUACAUAGUGCCGGUGACAGUGAUGCUGUUUGCGUAUAUUCGCAUCAGUGUGGAGCUCAAGAGAGGUGCGGCCCGGGUUGGACCGGCACCGGCCAACGUAGGUCCAGCUGCCGGAGCAUCGUCGGAUGACAACGCCCAACCAGAAGGUAUGAUGGAGUCCCUACUCCGAGCUAGACGUAAUACCUUCAAGAUGCUCUGGAUCGUCUUCAUCACCUUCCUGGUGUGCUGGACACCAAACCAGGUCAUCUUUCUCUUGUUCAAUCUGGGUUGGAAGCUCAACUUCGACGAGUGGUACUACCUGCUCUCUGUAGUGAUGGUGGCCGCUAAUUGCUGCGUCAAUCCGGUCAUCUACGCCUUCAAGUAUCGUCAAUUCCGCAAGGGGUUACGCCAAGUAUUUUGCAGACGACUCAUGCGCCUUGAAGAAGCUUCCAAUUCCGUGUCUUUCACGCAAACAAGAUAG